Molecule: messenger RNA, 1122 nt
Organism: Cylindrotheca closterium
Lineage: Eukaryota; Bacillariophyta; Bacillariophyceae; Bacillariales; Bacillariaceae
Source: the annotation of a GenBank genome assembly
AUGACCAAUGAUUCGGAACAAUAUGAUUCCUUCUUUUCCGAAUUGCCGGAAAUGCUGGGCAGGGAUUCCAUGCUUUCAGAAGGAGAGGAAACCGAAAUCGAUGAAUUCAUUCUCACCGAAAUGUGCAAAGAAGUCGCCGCCAUGUUUGGUGGAACCGACUAUGACAGUCAACACUUUGACGACUACGAUGAUUAUGCCGACAAGGAUCGUGGUUCUUCCUCAAACGAGCCAAUCAAGUCGUCAGCAGCCAUGAUUGAGAUUGUGCGCAAAUCUUUGGCUGGGGUUCAGAUUGAUGGAAUCCCUGCGAUUGAUCGCUUCAGCAUGUCGUUGGAAAACCCAGACGAACAACGAAAGUUACUAGAAUACUUUCAAAAGGCCAAGCAGAAUCGAGACAAGGAAGCACGCAUAAAGGCAGAACAACAAGAAGCCGAACGAAUCAAGAGACAAGAACAAGAUCGAAAAGAGCGAGAGGAACGCGAAGCCAAACUGAAAAAGGAAAAGGAAGCAAAAGAACGACAGGAACGGCAUGAACGUGAGCGACGAGAACGUAGGGAAAAAAGAAAGAGAGAAGAAAAGGAAAGAAAGGAGCGAAAAGAACGUGAAGCCCGAGAAAAGGCAGAGCUUGAGGCUCGUGAAGAAGCAGAACGAGAAGCCAAGGAAAGGGCAGAAGCAAUUAAGGCCAAAGCUGAAAGGGAAGCCAGGGCCCAGGCGGAAGCUAUCGUAAGGGCUGAAAGGGAGCAACGGGAGCGAGAACGGCGGGUAAGGGUUGAAAAGGAGCAACAACGGGAAAUGCAAUCAGUCGAAGGGGAGCACACGGACAUGAUUGAAGUGGCACCCGGACUGACACUUCCUUUAUUGUCCAAGGAUGCCACCUUGCGUGCUCUUGCCAAAGAUGACACGAUUACCACAACUUGUUUUGCCUGUCAACAGACACUUACUGCUCCUGGUCAUGUAGAGUUUAUUGUUUGUUGCGACGAUUGGAUCUGUAUGGCUGUGGAUGAUGAUGGUUAUGGUGAUGCAAACAAGCCGAGAACAGGUAACAAACGUUGCAUUGGAUUUGGACUUAAGGAUGGAGACGUUGCCAAGUGGGUCUUUUCACGAAAGAGCAUUGUGGCAAACUAA